This is a messenger RNA of [Torrubiella] hemipterigena, 1075 nucleotides long. The record is from the annotation of a GenBank genome assembly. Lineage: Eukaryota; Fungi; Ascomycota; Sordariomycetes; Hypocreales; Clavicipitaceae.
GGCGGACCCUAGGCUUAGUUGACAGAAAGCUCCCCGAAUUACCCCAUCACUUCAUCUUCCUUGCCAUUACGAAGUCCACGAUUGUUUCCAUAGGUAUCCUGCAGCGAUAUCUUUUCUCUCCUUAAUCCCCAGCCGAACACACAUAAUUUCAACAAUGGCUUCCGAAGGUUCUGCUAGCGGCUCCUCUGUCGUCCGCCCCUCGUCCCCUACUCCCCCCGGUGGUCCCCGUACCGCCAUCCGCAGACGCGCUGCUGCCGACCAGAAGGAGAAGAUUGCCAAUGCUAGACCUAGCAGCACGCGCGCCGCUGGCGCCGGCGGCUCCAGCAGCACCAUGCUCAGACUUUACACUGAUGAGUCUCCCGGCUUGAAGGUCGACCCCGUCGUUGUCCUUGUUCUUUCUCUUGUCUUCAUUUUCAGCGUUGUUGCUCUUCACAUUAUUGCUAAGCUCACCCGCCGAUUCUCUAGCUAAAUGGCUACCGCAGCAACGGGACGGAGAGAGAUGGAUUAAGCACACAACAUGUCGAUUAAAAUGUUAUGGAAGAACGACAGAGCGCAAAUUGAAUGACCGCAAAACUCGACUUUCGUUGCACACUCUGAAUCGACCAAGAACUACGCCACCAGAGAGUUGGGAAACCAAUCUUAUACCACCUUUUUUUUUUUAAGUUUUGAUGGAAGAACCUGGUAACUACUGGCUUCGGACACAUGACGUUUUGUAUUAUAUAAGGAAACUGGGAAACCUAAGGUCACAGAGAAAAUAGACGAUGCAGUUCUGAUUCAUUCAGGGCCUACUAUGCGUCGACGCGAUGCAGUGAUGAUGUGCUACUAUUAACAAAACAAAGUGACUUGCGACCAAUGCUGACAACUUCUUCUGGUUCUUAUACGAACCUUGUAUCAAACUGGUGACCCAACUGUGACUAUUUACAUCCGAAGGAACGGAUGUGCGAGGGGCUAUGCGAACAAGGCACCGCGUAAUUACCGUGCAUGUGCCGCCCAGAAGUGAAGCUUUGCGAUGUAUAACCAUCUCGCUUUUGUCCAGGAUACCGAAGAAAUUGAUCGCCAGUGAAAACAAAAAGGC